ACGAAAGCCACGGCGAAAACAAAAAGAAGGCAUACAGUCAACGAACUACAGCCACUAGAGUUACAAGCAAACAUAACCUGCUCUUCCAUGCAAAUUUAAACAGAAACUAGUGGACUAAUCUAAUCGCGAUCUUUCGAACAUGAAGUCGUUUGUUUCAGUUGUCUUGUUGAGUUUGGUCGUCGUUGGUGGACAGCCGGUAGAAGAUGCUUCCGCCAUUUCAGUGACUGGGCUGGAGAAAUCUGUUUAUGAAGAGGGCCCUUCCUUUGACCUGGAACAGAGUGAAUCAGGCCUAAAGGUAAUCGAACACAAAUUGGAACAUUGGUUGAAGAAAUACUAUAAACAUCAAGACAAAAAAGGUGUUAAUGGAUUCCCAGUUGCUGGCUACCCACUGGUUGGUUACCCUCUUGUUGGCUAUCCACCUAUUGGAUUGCCUCCAUUCGGAUACGGCUACGGACUCGGCGGAUACAGUUUGGGUGGAUUAGGUGGCUAUGGGUCGGGUUUAGGAGCAUAUGGUGCUGGAUUGGGUGGCUACGGAACCGGAAUAGAUGGGUAUGGAGGAUUAGGUGGAUAUGGAUUGGGAGGCUUAGGUGGAUAUGGAGGUGGAUAUGGAGGUGGAUAUGGAGGUGGAUAUGGAGGUGGAUAUGGUGGAUAUGGGGGAUAUGGUUUCAAGAGAUAAACUAAAGCAUGACAUUAUACAUACACUGUUAAACAUAAUUCAUCACCUGUUAUUGUCACAUUGACUUGUAUAUUAUUACUUGCAAAUACACAUAUAGUUUUAUAUUAAAUAAA
This is a messenger RNA of Daphnia carinata, 789 nucleotides long. Its product is annotated as acanthoscurrin-2-like. The record is from RefSeq and is a predicted model, not a curated record. The coding region runs from base 140 to 676 and encodes 178 amino acids. Lineage: Eukaryota; Metazoa; Arthropoda; Branchiopoda; Diplostraca; Daphniidae. The transcript is spliced from 3 exons.